Molecule: messenger RNA, 2561 nt
Organism: Rhinichthys klamathensis goyatoka
Lineage: Eukaryota; Metazoa; Chordata; Actinopteri; Cypriniformes; Leuciscidae
Gene: prdm1a
Product: PR domain containing 1a, with ZNF domain
Exons: 7
Coding region: 146-2461 (771 amino acids)
Biological process (GO): cell fate commitment; regulation of transcription by RNA polymerase II
Cellular component (GO): cytoplasm; nucleus
Molecular function (GO): histone deacetylase binding; RNA polymerase II cis-regulatory region sequence-specific DNA binding; DNA-binding transcription repressor activity, RNA polymerase II-specific
Source: RefSeq, a predicted model, not a curated record
GCUCAGUUAGUCAGUCAAUCUCAGGCACUCGCAGGAGAAGUCAUUACCAUCUGGACUAGCAGUGGGACGAGACCGGAGAACUGAGCUGCACCUGUCCCACACACACACACACACUCACUCAGGGGAGAGAUCACACACAGCCUCUAUGUGUGGCUGGGACCAGAGCGUCCUGGCUGCUUCUCAUCACAGCUCGGCAAUGUUGACUACUGAGGGAGCACCCUACACCGCUGACAAUGAGGAGCUCAAGAUGGACGUGGAGGAUGCAGACAUGACAAAAUGGACGGAGGAAGAGUUUGAGGAGAAAUGCACGUACGUGGUGAAGGACCACACCUGGGAGGGUCCGGUGGAGAGCACACGGGCCGAGGCGUCCCUGCCCAGGAACCUGGCCUUCAAACACCCGGCGCACGCCACAGAGGUCAUUGGUGUAGUAAGCAGAGAAUACAUCCCCAAAGGCACACGCUUCGGCCCCCUUGUGGGAGAAAGUUACACUGCAGAAAAUGUCCCCAAAGAUGCCAACAGGAAGUACUUCUGGCGGAUAUACUCAAAUGGAGAGUUCCGUCAUUUUGUGGACGGACUGGACGAGGAGAAGAGUAACUGGAUGCGUUAUGUGAAUCCAGCUCAUUCCCAGCAGGAGCAGAACCUUGCCGCCUGCCAAAACGGGAUGAGCAUCUAUUUCUACACCGUCAAGGCCAUUCCUGCAGACCAGGAGCUUCUGGUGUGGUACUGCCCCGAGUUUGCCCGCCGCCUCAACUACCCUGCCUCCGGAGAGAUUAUGAUGCAAAAACUCAAGCAGAGCCUGAUUGAAGCCAAGCAGCAAGCGACCGAAGUCAAGCACCCGGUGAAAAGAGAGCACAGCGUUUCAGAGAUCUUGAAAGAUGUUCUGCAAGAACCCAGCAGACCUCUUCCCACCCGUCCUCGUUGCCCAAACACCCCAGACCGACCUCUUUACCCCAGUCCUGUCUAUCCGCUCCGCCCUUCCCUAAACGAGGACUUUUUAAAGAGCACCACAGUGUUUGGCCACCCGACACGCUCCCACAGACAAUGUUCAGCGACGCCCAGCCCUUCCGCACACAGCAGUCCCGAGAGAAGUCCAGAAAGCAGUCCUGCACCAGCAUCCCUUGAGCCACGAGACACUCUUCUCUCCUUCUCUCCAGCACUGUACAGUCGAGGCCUGAACCACUACCAUGGCUACUCACCGGCCGGCCCAAUGCCAUUCUACCCGAACCCGCACUACUCACGCUACCUCAUGCCCCACUACCCUGUUAGUAGUUUGAGUGGGCCACCAACCCUAGGGGGUAUGUUUCCACACAUGUACCCGUUUUACAGCAGCCUGAUCCCCCCUCAUGUACCCUUCCCACCUGGGAUGCUUCCAUCCGAGGGCGGUCGACAAUUCCUGCUUCCCCCUGACUCUCCGGCUCACAGGGAUCUCCUUCUCCCAGCGGCCACCAGUGCCUUUUCCGCAGCCACUUCUCUGAAAGACAAACCCAUCAUCCACGGGCACGGGCACCACUACGCCCCUGCCGGCGGGUCUCCAACAGCCGGUUCGGGAGCCUCUACGGGACGCGUUCCUACCAAGCCUACCUCAGCCAUUCUGAGCACCAGCCGCACAGAGGACGAGGCCAUCAAUCUCAGCAAGAUGAAACGAGGCUCCGCAGGCUACAAAAGUCUCGAUUAUCCACUUAAGAAGCAGAACGGGAAGAUCAAGUACGAGUGCAAUGUUUGCACCAAGACUUUCGGUCAACUUUCCAAUCUCAAGGUUCACCUGCGUGUCCAUAGUGGUGAACGACCCUUUAAGUGUCAGACCUGUAAUAAAGGUUUCACCCAGCUGGCUCAUCUGCAGAAACACUUUCUGGUGCACACCGGAGAGAAACCCCACGAGUGCCAGGUGUGUCACAAGCGUUUCAGCAGCACGAGCAACUUGAAAACACAUUUGCGGUUGCAUUCUGGGGAAAAGCCCUACCAGUGCAAGAUCUGCCCAGCCAAGUUUACACAGUUCGUCCACCUCAAGCUGCACAAACGGCUACACACACGAGAGCGUCCGCACCAAUGCCCGCACUGCCACCGCAACUACAUCCACCUAAACAGUCUCCGGCUCCAUCUCAAAGGCUAUUGCCUAGCGCUCAUCCCUCCUCCCAGCUGCAGCCUGGACGAACUCAACCGCGUCAACGAGGAGAUCGAACGCUUCGACAUCAGCGAUAAUGCAGACCGGCUGGAAGAGAUGGAGGGGUUUGACGUGGACGGCAUGGUGGAGAAACAGAUCUUUGGUUUGCUCUGGCAAGAGAUGGAUUUUAAGGCGUCGUAUCACACGGUUAGCACAAGCGGAGACCGGCACCCGUCGACACCGUAUCGUCUGAGCGAACAUGGAAGUGAGGCGUCGGUCAUUAAGGUUCAUUGCAGCAGCCCUAUUCAACUCCUACCCAUCACGGUUAAAAAGGAGACAGAGGAGGCCAUGGAAACCUAGCCGACGAGACGCUUUGGACAAGAAUGCACAAUUCUUCUCAAAGAAUCAGGCCUUUAAAGGGAUAGUUCACCCAAAAAUGAAAAUUAGCCCAUGAUUUACU